CUGUCGUAAUACACCUAAGUGAGACUAUCCUAAGUGAAGUAAUUUGGUGCAUCGCAAAAACGCUCUUUCAAAUUCCGACAAAUUCAUCUUUUUACUCUCUUGCCCCUCCUUCCCUCCCUCCCUCUUCUUCCAAAAUCCAACAGUGUUUCACUCACUCUUCCAAUUUCCGGCUGAAACUGGUGUACUGUAGGAAGUAAAGUAAGCUCGUAUGCCUGUAGAACUGUAUACCCUCAUGCCAAGUUCCCCCAAAACAGCUACCAACAAAGUUUCUCCUCUGAUUUUUGCUGUUUGGUGAGUGAGUUUAUCUGUCCGUGCAACUAACUACUGUAAAAAUCUGACCUUUUUCAUGGGUAUUUAAAAGUUAGUGUUUUAUACAUGGAAACCCAUGUUUGUUUUUUACUCUAAACCCCAGAAACCUGAAAUUUUGUGUACUUAGGGUUUGAGAUUUUUAGUGGAAUCUCUUUUUAGAGCUGUUUUUGGGGAUUUAAGAAUGGAUGGAAGGAGGAUAACUGCUAGUCCUCGCCCAUGUUGUGGGAGGAGGGUGGUAGCAAAGAAGCGCCCACGCGGUGGAAUGGAUGGGUUCGUUAACAGUGUUAAGAAGCUUCAACGGAGAGAGAUUGGUUCCAAGAGAGACCGUUCUUUCAGUAUGAGCGAUGCCCAAGAGCGUUUUCGGAAUAUACACUUACAGGAGGAAUAUGAUACCCAUGAUCCAAAAGGUCAUUGUGCGAUGGUACUUCCAUUUCUUAAGAAAAGGUCAAAGAUAAUUGAGAUAGUUGCUGCCCGCGAUAUUGUUUUUGCCCUUGCACAAUCAGGUGUCUGUGCAGCAUUUAGCCGAGAAUCAAACCGGAGGAUAUGCUUUCUGAAUGUCAGUCCAGACGAAGUUAUACGAAGCUUGUUUUACAAUAAAAACAAUGAUUCAUUAAUCACUGUUUCAGUCUAUGCUUCAGAUAAUUUCAGCUCCUUGAAAUGCAGAACAACAAGGAUUGAAUACUUAAGAAGGGGUAAACCAGAUGCUGGGUUUGCUCUAUUUGAGUCCGAAUCAUUAAAAUGGCCUGGUUUUGUGGAGUUUGAUGAUGUGAAUGGAAAAGUUCUUACUUACUCUGCCCAGGAUAGCAUAUAUAAGGUGUUUGACCUGAAGAAUUAUACGAUGUUAUACUCGAUAUCAGACAAGAAUGUUCAAGAGAUAAAAAUCAGUCCAGGAAUCAUGCUGCUAAUAUUUACCAAAGCUAGCGGCCAUGUUCCUUUAAAGAUUCUCUCCAUUGAGGAUGGCACUGUUCUCAAAUCUUUCAACCAUCUGCUUCACCGAAAUAAGAAGGUAGAUUUCAUUGAACAGUUCAAUGAAAAGCUUCUUGUCAAACAGGAGAAUGAAAAUCUUCAGAUUCUUGAUGUCCGCAAUUCUGAGUUGACAGAAGUCAGCAGAGCCGAAUUCAUGACCCCAUCAGCAUUCAUAUUUCUGUACGAGAAUCAGUUAUUCUUAACGUUCAGAAAUAGAACAGUAGCUGUUUGGAACUUCCGUGGGGAGCUUGUAACUUCAUUUGAGGAUCACUUGUUAUGGCACCCUGACUGCAAUACAAACAACAUUUAUAUUACUAGUGAUCAGGACCUUAUUAUUUCAUAUUGCAAAGCUGAUUCUGAUGAUCCCUUAUCAGAAGCAACUGCGGGAUCGAUCAAUAUCAGCAACAUUUUGACAGGCAAAUGCCUCGCUAAAAUAAAAGCAACCGAAAGACGUAGAUCAGAUGAUUGCAGUUGCAGUACCAAUUGUAACGGGCAUGGUGGCAGAAGUUGCAACGCUAAGAAGCGUAUCCAAGCUUCCAGAACUAGAAGCACAGUUGCAGAAGCCCUGGAAGAUAUCACCGCCCUUUUCUAUGACGAAGAGCACAAUGAGAUCUAUACUGGAAACAGUUUUGGGCUGAUCCAUGUAUGGUCUAACUGAAGGUCGACUGAAUCCCCGUUCUCUGAAUAUAUCAAAAAGGUUACACAUAUUGAAUGCCAUUUCCUCUUCUGGCUCGCUCACUCGCUGUGUUCUUUUAUUUUAUUUUUACUGUUCCCCCGAGAAGGGGAGAUGAUUUGAUUUGUGACAUAUAUUUACUUCACAGUGCAUGUCAGUUAAUAAUUUGGUUUACUCAGUGAUAUUUCUUUUGAACUAGACUGAGUUGAUAAUUUCUGGUCUUGGGA
Molecule: messenger RNA, 2175 nt
Organism: Solanum lycopersicum (tomato)
Lineage: Eukaryota; Viridiplantae; Streptophyta; Magnoliopsida; Solanales; Solanaceae
Molecular function (GO): protein binding
Source: RefSeq, a predicted model, not a curated record